Molecule: messenger RNA, 1398 nt
Organism: Didymosphaeria variabile
Lineage: Eukaryota; Fungi; Ascomycota; Dothideomycetes; Pleosporales; Didymosphaeriaceae
Exons: 1
Coding region: 1-1398 (465 amino acids)
Molecular function (GO): oxidoreductase activity
Source: RefSeq, a predicted model, not a curated record
AUGGCAGCACCGCAAGUUCAAAGCGUCGAUGUUGCGAUCGUAGGAGGAGGCCUCUCCGGCCUCACAGCAGCGAAAAAGCUUAUCGACGGUGGCAAAUCAGUGCUUGUCCUCGAAGCCCGAGACCGCGUAGGCGGCAAGAUUCUCAACAGGAAGCUCGCCAAUGGAGACGUCACCGAGGUUGGAGCCGAGUUCGUCGGUCCUACGCAAAACAAGGUCAUCGAAUACAUCUCUUCCCUUGGGCUUCAGACCUUUGAUACUUACAACAAUGGAAGCUCAGUGCUUUGGAAUAACAAUCAGCGCGUUGUUUAUGUUCCGGAUGCUGCGACUGGCGGCGUUCCGCCUGUUCCGGAUGAGGUUUUGGCUGAGGUUGCUACGAUAGUCGCGACUCUCGAUGGGUGGGCUGCGAGUGUUGAUACGAACGCUCCGUGGGAACAUCCUAACGCUACGGAGUGGGACAGUGUUACGUUUGGACAGUGGGUCAACAGCUUUGCCGCACAGGCAGGUACGCAGACCGUACUCACCAGCUUCACCAAGGCCGUCUUUGCCGCGGAACCAGCCGAACUGUCAUUGCUCUACGUGACAGCGUAUAUUUCCGCAGCUGGAGACGAGUCCAAUAAAGGAACUGUCGCUCGGCUCAUCGGCGUUACCGACGGCGCACAGGAGAAACGCGUCGAAGGCGGGACCCAACUCAUUCCUCUCAAACUCGCCGACAAAAUAGGAGAAGACCGCAUCUCCCUCAACGCUCCCGUUCAGUGCAUCACCAAGACCUCCACAGGCUACCACAUCACAGCCAAAGGCCUCAACGUGAGCGCCAACAAGGUAGUCCUCGCGCUCGCGCCAACCCUCGUUAAAGACAUCACAUUCUCACCGCCCCUUCCCCAUGCACGCACUCAACUCAACCAACUACUUCGAAUGGGCGCAAUCGGAAAGGCCAUCGCAGUGUACGACACCCCCUUCUGGCGCACCACCGAAGACCUCAACGGGCAAGCUAUCAGCGACACCGGCGCCACGAAAGUAACAUUCGACAACACGCCCUCCUCUCCCACCUUCGGCGCCGUCAUGGGCUUUAUCCUCGGCGAUGACAUGCGCGCCCUCGACACCGCGUCCCCUGCCACCAUCAAAUCGAAAAUCCUUUCAGACUUCUCACGCUACUUUGGUCAGCAGGCUAAAUCGCCCAAGGACUUCGUGAUUCAAAGGUGGGAUCUCGAAGAGUUUAGCAAGGGCGGCCCCGUUGCGUUUGCGCCCGUAGGCGUGCUGAGUAGGUACGGCAAGGCGCUGCGAGAGCCGGUGGAUGGAUUGCAUUGGGCGGGGACGGAGACGGCGGAGUACUGGACUGGGUAUAUGGAUGGGGCUAUUAGGAGUGGGGAGAGGGUCGCUGGGGAGAUUCUUGGGGAGUGA